Messenger RNA from Heterostelium album PN500, 135 nucleotides. RefSeq lists its product as uncharacterized. NCBI's taxonomy places the organism in Eukaryota, Evosea, Eumycetozoa, Acytosteliales, Acytosteliaceae. The record is from RefSeq and is a predicted model, not a curated record. The transcript is spliced from 2 exons. Bases 1 to 135 code for a protein of 44 amino acids.
AUGAAUUUCAAAACCUCUAUUUUAAUCGUAGUUGUUGUACUUUUAUCAGUAUCUCAAAGCGCUAUUGCAUGCGUAUACGACUCUGAAUGUGGUCCAACUGGUAGAUGUAUAAAUGCUCGUUGUGUAGUUGUUUAG